CACUUCUCUCUCUGCAUCUGCCAUUAUGAUACCAGAGCAAAAAAAAUUCCAACGGUCCAACCCGUUAAAAGCGUGUACAUUGUUCACCUCAUCGCCGAUUAAUCAUUCAUCGCUAAUAUAUUUGCUCUCCAUCUUAUCUUCUUUCUCCGGUUCUUGCUCUCAUGUAACCUGGUAAGAAUCCCCUACUCUCUCUCUCUCCCACACUUUAACCUCAUUGCAAACCGUAAUUAUUGCAUUCACAUUCAUGAUUUUAUUGUGAUUAGUGCUCAAUCUCCAAAAGACGUAGCUUUUCCGAAACGUUUCGGGUUAUAUUUUUAAACCGUAAUUGUUGUUGAACGAUAUGAAUCUCUAGGGUUUGCAUUUGUUGGUCCGUUUGAAAUUAUUUGUGCAUAUUAAUUGUUAAUUGGGUAUUGGAUUUCAGAACCGUUGUCCGUUCAAUCAUGGCUGAAAUCUGAUAGUUCGUCAAUUGGGUUAUUGAAAUUUUAGGCUUAAGAAUUUCUUUGAAUUUCGAUGGUCAAAAUGUCGUCUUCUGGUGUUGCAAUUACUCCCAUUCAAAAUGAAUCUGUGGUUUCUCCUGAUUACAUACAUAACCAUCCCUCAAGGGAAUCCAUUUUAAUUUAUGUGGCUGUGUCGGGUAAUAUGAUUCCAAUGCGGGUAUUGGAGUCUGAUUCGGUCGAGUCAGUGAAGCUUCAGAUUCAGUCCUAUAAAGGAUUUGUUGUGAAAAAUCAGAAGUUGGUUUGUGGAGGACGAGAACUGUCACGGAGCAAUUCUCUCGUUCGGGAUUAUGGGGUCACUGAUGGGAAUGUUUUGCAUUUGGUUCUCCGUCUCUCUGAUCUUCGUGUCAUCAAUGUGAGGACAUCUUGUGGAAAAGAAUUCACAUUUCAUGUUGAACGGUGCCGAGACGUUAGGUACGUCAAACGUCAGAUUGCUAAAAAGAAGAAUGGUUUGGUUGAUCUUGAUGAUCAAGAGGUAUUAUGCAAUGGUGAGCAGCUGGAGGAUCAGAGAUUGAUUAAUGAUAUUUGUAAAAACAAUGAUGCUGUGAUUCACUUUUUUGUCCAGAAAUCUGCUAAAAUUAGGGCUAAACCUGUUGACAAAAACUUCCAGUUGUCUAUUGUGGCAUCAGACUCAUCACAGUUGAAUGAUCCAAUAGUUAAUGAAGUGAAUAGAGGAAUUGAGAGUGAGUCUGAAACUGACAACAAUAUUGUUGUACCUAGAAAGCCUCCUGAUAUAAAUUUUUGGAUAAAACCUGUGAUUGUUAAUCCAAAAAUCGAAAUACCUUUGGCUAUUUGGGAUUUGAUUAACUCUACCUCUAAAGGGUUAGAUAGAUUGAAGUAUCCAAUCAGGUCCUCCGAGGGUACAGGAGGAGCAUAUCUAAUGCUGGAUGCAUCAGGGAGCAAGUAUAUCUCUGUUUUUAAGCCCAUUGAUGAGGAACCUAUGGCUGUGAACAACCCUCGGGGGUUGCCCUUGUCAGUUGAUGGUGAAGGAUUGAAGAAGGGUACCAGAGUUGGAGAAGGUGCACUAAGGGAAGUUGCUGCUUACAUUUUGGAUCAUCCAAAGAGUGGUCACCGUUCAUUUUCAGGUGAGGAGAAGGGCUUUGCUGGGGUCCCCCCUACAGUGAUGGUCAAGUGCUUGCACAGAGGAUUUAAUCAUUCAGAGGGUUUGAAUUUCAAGAUUGGAUCCUUGCAGAUGUUCAUGGAAAACAAUGGAAGUUGCGAGGAUAUGGGGCCUAGCACUUUCCCCAUGGAGGAGGUACACAAAAUUUCUGUCUUGGAUAUAAGAAUUGCAAAUGCAGACAGGCAUGCAGGGAAUAUUUUGGUUAGCAAAGAUGGGGCAGAUGGCCGGACUGUGCUGGUUCCGAUUGAUCAUGGGUACUGCUUGCCUGAGAGUUUUGAAGAUUGCACAUUUGACUGGCUAUACUGGCCACAAGCUCGCCAGCCUUACAGCCCAGACACCAUUGAGUACAUAAAGUCGUUGGAUGCUGAAGCAGACAUUACCCUUCUGAAAUUCUAUGGAUGGGAAUUGCCACUUGAAUGUGCCCGUAUACUCCGCAUCUCCACCAUGCUUCUGAAGAAAGGGGCAGAGAGAAGACUUACUCCUUUUGCCAUUGGAAGCAUAAUGUGCAGAGAGACCUUGAAGAAGGAAUCGGUGAUUGAAGAGAUUGUCAAAGCAGCACUGGACUCAAUGCUCCCUGGCACAAGUGAAGAUGCAUUCCUUGAAUCGGUCUCAGAGAUCAUGGAUCGCCGUCUUGAUGAGAUGACCAAAUAAGGUCUAUGGAGAAGCUUGGUACACAAAAAGUGUCUAUAUGCACAUAAUGUCGUAUUAUAUGCGAAUGUGAGGCAAUUGGCAAAUGUGAGUUUCUAUUCGCGUACUUCAACUCCAAGAACAAUUUAUUUGAUUCUGUCAUUCCCAAGUCUUUUAACAGUUGGCUGAAAUCGACUUUGGGAAUUAUGGAUUUACAUAAUAAUAUAUAGAAUAACAUGCUCUUUCAAUUUUAAGGGUUACAGGAAUAACACAACUUGUACGGUAUAUGGGAUUCUGCUAAUUCUUGUGUUUUUAUCCUUCAUUGUUGUUCUAGACUGAUAGGAACAUUCAUAUCCUAUAAACAAGCAUUAGUGAGAUAUAUAAACCUGCUGUUUUCUA
This is a messenger RNA of Cornus florida, 2640 nucleotides long. Its product is annotated as phosphatidylinositol 4-kinase gamma 4-like. Gene Ontology annotation, molecular function: protein binding. The record is from RefSeq and is a predicted model, not a curated record. The coding region runs from base 511 to 2265 and encodes 584 amino acids. The transcript is spliced from 2 exons. Lineage: Eukaryota; Viridiplantae; Streptophyta; Magnoliopsida; Cornales; Cornaceae.